AUGGUGUGCUGGGUUAAGUGCUCCUGCCUUGUGCUAACGGUAUGGGUUUCCGUUUCGUUGCUUCUUGUGUCAUGUGACACAUCAGCUCACGAUGAAGGACUUAAUGUUAAACAGACUACAGUGACAGACUCUGGUUUAUCCAAUGAGGCUUUAAGGCAACUGACUGAAAAUUCUGAUGAACAUUUAUUUUCGGCGGAAGUACCAAAGAUGAUGAAACUCAUAAUAAAUUCGGUGUAUUCGAAUAAAGAGAUAUUUGUUCGCGAACUUGUUUCAAAUGCUGCUGAUGCGGUCGAAAAUAUCCGCUUCCUCUCCAUAACGAACACAGACGCAUUGUCAUCUCUGCCAGACUUGUCAAUUAUGAUCAAAACUGAUCCGCAGGAAAAAAUAAUUUCAAUAAGAGAUACUGGUAUUGGAAUGACAAAAGACGAGUUGGUCAAAAAUUUGGGCACAAUUGCAAAAUCUGGCACCUCUGAGCUUAUUGCAAAGCUUUCUGAAGGAAAUGUUACCGCUCCUUCUGACCUCAUUGGCCAAUUCGGCGUAGGAUUUUACUCGGCGUUUUUAGUUGCUGAUCGUGUAACUGUCAUUUCAAAGAGUAACGAUGAUGAUCAGUAUGUUUGGGAGUCGGACUCCACAUCUUUCAAAAUCGCAAAAGACCCCAGAGGCAAUACACUUGGUCGCGGUACUGAGGUUAUUUUGCAUUUGAAGGAUGAGGCAAAAGAGUAUCUGCAGCCAGAAGUUUUGAAAAGGAUUCUUAAAAAGUAUAGUCAGUUUGUCAUGUGCCCGAUCAAACUGUGGGAAAGUCACACUGAAAAGGUUGAAGUUGAGACGGAUGAGGAAGAAUCAGAUUCGUCCGGUGAAGUUUCGGUGGAAGAGGAUAAGCCUAAAGCAGAGAAAAAGACUACCGAAAAAACUGUCUGGGACUGGGUUCAGUUAAAUGACCAGAAGCCUAUUUGGACUAAAAAGCCUUCCGAAGUAGCGGUCGAAGACUACAAGGAACUUUUCAAAAUAUUAUCUCGGUCGAGUGAGAGCCCACUUGCGUAUAUCCACUUUUCCGCCGAGGGCGAGGUAUCGUUUAACGCCGUUCUCUUUAUCAGCCCAACCCCACGUCCCGACUUUUUCCAAACCGAUAAGAUAAUCACUGACAACAUUAAGCUAUACGUUAGAAGAGUAUUUAUAACAGAAAAUGUCGAUGAGAUGCUCCCUCGUUACUUGAGCUUCGUUUACGGCAUUGUUGACAGUGACAAUCUCCCACUAAAUGUUUCACGCGAAACCCUGCAGCAGCUCAAACUUCUUAAGCUCAUUAAGAAAAAGCUGGUUCGCAAAGUUAUUGAGAUGCUUCAGAAGAUGUCCAAAGAGGAUUACGAGAAGUUUUGGAAGGCAUACGCUGUUGCGAUAAAGUUAGGUAUCCUCCAGGAUAUGCCCAACAAAGCACGACUGACUGACCUCUUGCGUUUUCAUACGUCCAAGUCAGAGACAAACCUCACGUCUUUCAGUGAGUACAUUUCUCGUAUGAAGGAGGAUCAGGAUCGUAUAUUUUACAUCAAUGGGCAAAACCUGGACGAGGUCAAGAACUCCCCCUUCGUUGAGCGCGUCACACGGAUGGGUUAUGAGGUUAUCUACUUUACUGAACCCAUGGACGAAUAUGUAAUGCAGUCGCUGAACGAGGUUAAGGAUAAGAAGACUCAAAAUCUAGCGAAGGCAGGUCUUGACUUGAAACUAGACAAGGAAUCAAAGGAGAAGUUCGAAGAACAGGAGAAAUCAUUUAAGCCACUAACCGAUUGGCUGAAGAAUACAGGCCUAUCCGGUAAAAUCAAAGACGCCAAGAUCUCCCAGCGUCUUGAGAACAGUCCUUGUGCGCUAGUGGCUGAUGAGUACACGUUGUCAGGGAAUUUCCAAAGAAUAAUCAUGUCACAAGCAUAUGCCACUUCUGAUUCCUCUAGUAACGCUUACUACCUCAACCAAAAGCACACACUGGAGAUCAACCCUCGUCACCCUCUCAUAAAGGAGUUGAAUGAGCGCAUCCAGCUUGAUCCUAACGAUGAAGCUGCCAAAGAAAACACUCUCCUGCUGUUCGACACAGCUCUUUUGCGCUCUGGGUUCAUCAUGAAAGACCUCCCUGGCUUCGCCGAUCGUGUUGAACGUGUGAUGCGCAAAAACUUGGACGUCGGAUUGGAUGAGAAGGUAGAGCCUGAUGAGCAAAUCCCACAGACGCCGGAUGACAACAAGGAUGAUGUCACAAACACCGAGGCGGAGUCAGUGGAUGUGAAGGAGGAAUUGUGA
Mesocestoides corti is the source of this 2280-nucleotide messenger RNA. The record is from the annotation of a GenBank genome assembly. NCBI's taxonomy places the organism in Eukaryota, Metazoa, Platyhelminthes, Cestoda, Cyclophyllidea, Mesocestoididae.